This is a messenger RNA of Protopterus annectens (West African lungfish), 3250 nucleotides long. It is a transcript of the gene ACAP1, whose product is annotated as ArfGAP with coiled-coil, ankyrin repeat and PH domains 1. NCBI's taxonomy places the organism in Eukaryota, Metazoa, Chordata, Ceratodontiformes, Protopteridae. Bases 59 to 2392 code for a protein of 777 amino acids. The transcript is spliced from 23 exons. The record is from RefSeq and is a predicted model, not a curated record. Gene Ontology annotation, molecular function: GTPase activator activity; protein binding. Gene Ontology annotation, cellular component: cytoplasm.
UUUCUGAUAAAAUCCAUUAACGGCUUCUCCUUCGACGUUCACUGCCAUUUGUUCAAAGAUGACAGUAAAGUUGGAUUUCGAAGACUGUCUAAAGGACUCCCCAAGAUUCCGAGCUGCUAUUGAUGUGAUUGAGAGUGAAGUGACAGAACUUGAAACAAAGCUUGAAAAGAUGGUUAAAGUCUGCAGUACAAUGUUGGAUACAGGUCGUAUUUAUAACCAAAGCAGCAAGCAGUUUGUCAGUGGAAUCCGAGAAUUGUCACAGCAUUCCAGUGGUGACAACAUGAUGAUGGAAUGUCUGGAGAAGUUUUCUGAUUGCCUGAGUAACAUGAUUGAAGCGCACAUGGAACUCUUGGACACUACGCAAAGAGCAGUGAAGCAGCAAGUCCAGAAUUUGGUGAAGGAAGACAUCAGGAAGUUUAAAGAUGUGAAGAAAGAGUUUGACAAAGGCAGUGAGGCCCUAGAGAGUGCCCUGCUGCGGAAUGCACAAGCUCCACGCAACAAGCAGCAUGAAGUCGAGGACUCCUCAAGUGCACUCUUGGCAGCAAGGAAGUCAUUCCGCAAUGAAGCACUCGACUAUGUUCUGCAGAUCAACAUAAUACAGGGCAAGAAGAAAUAUGACAUUUUACAAGCUAUGCUUAAUCUCAUGGAUGGCCAGGCCACUUACUUCACUCAAGGUUAUGAUGGGCUAAAAGAGCUACAGACAUACCGGAAGGAGCUUGCAGCCAAGUUGCAUCAGUUGGUGCUGAAUGCUGCACGAGAAGCAAGAGAUAUGGAACAGAGGCAUGCUACCAUCAAGAAAAAGGACAUCUCCUACGAUGAUUCUAUUAUGGAAUGCAAAAUGGAUGCCCCAAGUGGAAUCGUCAUGGAAGGCUACCUUUUCAAGCGGGCCAGCAAUGCCUUCAAAACUUGGAGUAGGCGCUGGUUUUCAAUUCAGAAUAAUCAGCUCGUAUAUCAAAAGAAAAUCAAGGAUAAUGUGACGGUGGUUGUUGAGGACCUACGUCUCUGCACGGUGAAGCCAUGUCCCGAGAACGAGAGAAGAUUUUGUUUUGAGGUGGUUUCCCCAUCAAAGGCAUGUAUGCUGCAAGCAGACUCAGAAAAACAACAACAAGCCUGGGUAGUAGCAGUACAAAACAGCAUAGCUUCUGCUUUUUCAGAAAGUCGGGAAGAUACACUUUCUUCGAAGUCCGAUAGAACAUCCUUCACAUCCACUGGAAGUUUUGACUUGCCAGGUUCUGGAAAGGAAGUCAUAGAUAAGAAAGUUCUUGACCAGGUCCAGCGUAUACCAGGAAAUGCACAGUGCUGUGACUGCAAUGAACCUGCCCCUGAGUGGGCCAGUAUCAAUUUAGGAAUUUCACUCUGUAUAGAAUGCUCCGGAAUACACAGGAGUUUAGGUGUUCAUUUCUCUAAGGUACGGUCCUUAACUCUCGAUUCUUGGGAACCAGAACUGAUCAAGUUGAUGUGUGAAUUGGGAAAUGCCACAAUCAAUCGGAUUUAUGAAGCACGGAUUGAAGAAAUGACCAGAAAGAAGCCAAGCCCUAGCUCCACAAGACAGGACAAAGAGGCCUGGAUUCGGGCUAAAUAUGUGGAGAAAAAAUUUAUCAAAAAACUCCCAGACUCUGGUAGCCGGCUGCAUCGAUCCAGUUUAAGACAUCAUCGUUCAGCCAAUCCUGAAAGGACAUUUAAACCAGAAAAGCCACCAAAACCAGUAAUAAAACCAAAACCACUGACCCUUCCCAGAACAGCAGCCCCAGGUAACAUGAGCGCCUUUGCUAUGAGCAGCAGUAGUAGUAGCAGUAACUUACAUUCCUCUGGAUCUGUUGGUGACAUGCAUGAGAAUGAUGUGGAGGAUGACAGAGAAGACAUGAAGCAUCUCCACCCAGGGGCCCUGCUUUACAGAGCAGCAGUGCAUCAGAGUCUACCCAUCAUGGCAGAUGCACUGGCACAUGGGGCUGAUGUCAACUGGGUGAAUGCAGCAGAAGAAAACCGAACACCCCUUAUUCAAGCUGUAUCAUCUAAUUCCUUGGUAGCCUGUGAGUUCCUGCUGCAGAAUGGUGCCAGUGUUAACCUGGCAGACAGUUAUGGAAGAGGUCCAUUACAUCAUGCUACAAUCCUUGGACAUACUGGUUUGGCUUGCCUGUUCUUGAAACGAGGAGCAAAUCAAAAUGCAACAGAUAUGGAUGACAAAGAUCCUCUAACAAUUGCCAUAGAAAAUGCCAAUGCGGACAUCGUUACACUGUUACGCUUGGCAAAGAUGAGGGAAGCUGAAGUCGCUAUGGGACAGUCAGGUGAUGAAACCUAUCAGGACAUCUUUAGAGAUUUCUCCUUGAUGGCAUCUGACAAUCCAGAAAAGUUGGAUCGACGGAGCUACACCCUGAAGUUAACUACAAUGUAGAACAUGGAGUAUAACUCUGUAAGGGGUGAUCAGUAGAGUUCUUGGAAUCUUCCUGUGGUCAAGCCACUGUGGCUUAAAAUCUUUGAAAACUCUUUGAGUUCAUGAGCGUGGGUACUAUUUAACAUUUAAGGACCUAUCUAAGACAUUGGAGAUCUUUUAUUAAAUGAUUUCAAAUGUAUAGAAGAUGAACUAUUUAUGUGUGAGAAAAACAUCUGGAACAAAUGGAAUUCUCAUUCUUGCAGGAUAGCCAAGCAUCAAAUCUUGUAUGCAAUGUUUUUUGACACUGCCAUAGGAGUUUUAUAAUGUUCCAAUCUACCUUUGGUAAAGAAAAACUUUGGUGACCAGGUCAUAUUUCCAGGCCACAAGUUCAGAGUAUUGGAUAUGAAACUUCAAAAACUGUGAUCCCUGAAAUUAUUAAAGUAGAAUGUGGAAGAACAAGCAUCUGUGUCAUUCAGGCAGUACAGCCUGUGACUGGGAGGAUAUAAACUAGCAGAUCUUUUCAGUCAAGUCCUAAAUCUGUCAGUCACUCUUUUGUAAUGCAUAUUUUUGAAAGUAAUGUUCUACUAAUAUAAACUUUCAAUGUAACACACAAAAGAUUGACCAUAUAUGACCUUGAACACUCAAAGGUUUAUCUUUUUGCUCGGGUCACAGUUUUCUGUGUUAGCUGCAGUGUUCUAAAUAAAGACUGUUACAUUGGUGCCAUGAAAAGGUAAUUAACUCGUGGACUGCCAUCAGCUAUUAUAUGGUUCAGCACCUUUAUUUUAAAGCUGGUUAAAAAAAUUAUUGUAUUUGUCUGUCACAGCUUUUCAAAACUGGAAGAUAUUUGUGAAAGCAAUAAAAAUUGCAGUAUGACAGAAA